CCCGAGCGAAGCUCGGGGAUGUACCCCGCUUGCUCCAAAAAGCCGCUGAGCCCCCUACACAUUUGCCGACGACACGAAUAUCUAUUCUAUCAUAACCUUUAUCACCUUGGGAGUGUGUUCUGGGUGUUCGGUAUUACAUGAGCUUCAUGCAGCUCUAUUUAUUUUUAAAUAAAAAUGUUAAAAACUCACCUAAUCCUGCCUUUUUAUCAGUAAAGUCCUUCACACAGCGAACAAAGUUGUGUGCAGUCCUAUGGGGCUCGAUCUCAUGUAAUCGCUGUAUAUGAACCGGAAGGUAAUCGCAACUCUGUGAAGGUCAAGUCACGUGACGAGAUCGCCCGAGUAGCACGCGCGGAAGCAACUGCUGUAGCAGACGACGCGACGUCUAUACUGUGUGCAAUGUAAAUUUAUAGCGUAAUCGCCCAGAUUCAUUCAUGAUUCAGGCAGAAAUUAUUCAGCGUACGUAGAAACUGCCAUGGAAACGAGAAUGCUCAAAGAAGUUGUGGAUGAUGUGCUCGGAAGUACUUUUGUACUGAAACAAAAACAGGAGUCCAUGCUCAUAAGCGCUGCCAAAGGAAAUCACACCAUGGGGAUCCUUCCCACUGGAUACGGAAAAAGUUUGAUUUAUGCCCUCCACGCACCACUUUUGAACAAACUGAAUCCACAGAAAACACACAUAACCCUCGUAGUAAGUCCGCUUAAAAGUCUAAUGCUGGACCAGGUGCGCAGAUGGAAGAAUCUUGGCAUCAGAACUGCGGCCAUUCUUGGCCAUUCAGGUCAUGACAUGGACAGGGAGACUGAAAACGACCUGAUGAAUGGAGGGACAGACCUCGUUUUUACUUCCCCGGAGGCCAUCCUGUCCCCUAAGUGGUGGCAAUGGGUGCGGAAGUUUCAAAACAGGAUUUCGUUGCUGGUGCUAGAUGAGGUUCACUGCUUUACAAAAUGGGGUCUUACAUUCAGGGAGGAGUACCUCCGGACCACAUCUUUGACAUCCAGGCUGGCAUGCCCUAUAAUGCUUCUUACAGCCACGGCAACAAACAGAAUGGUCACAGAAAUACUUCAAAACCUGAAUCUCCGCAGGGAAGAAGUAGAAAUAUUCGCCGCUAUUCCCAACAGACCAAACAUUCAUCUAUCAGUGGUUCCGGUGAAGGACAAGUUUGAAGCCAUUGGAUGGUACUUGGAUGAAUUAAAGGAGAAGGGUGUCGAUGCUGCAAAAACCAUCAUUUAUGCACGACAAAUCGACCACGUUGCUGAACUCUACACAUGGCUCAACGAAAGCCUCGCCGAGUCCGCCCAUGCUCCAGGACCAGGGCAGUCUUGCAGUGUGGAAAGUAGACUGAUCGAAAUGUACCACGCAUCAACGGACUCAAAGAGUCAGGAACGAAUAUGUCGUAACUUUUCCACCGAAGGUUCUAAGCUGCGCUGCGUUGUAGCAACAAUAGCAUUCGGUUUGGGUGUCGACAUCGCCGACAUUGAUCAGGUUAUCCACUGGGGAUGCCCUAGUGAUGUCCUCUGCUAUUGGCAAGAAACAGGCCGAUGCGCGAGGGAUGGAAGACCCGGAAAAGCCAUUAUGUAUCUGCCACCCUUUUCAGUCAACAAGAGAUGGGUUGAUGAAGACAUGAGGGACCUUGUCCAAUCAUCCCGCUGCAUCCGGAAAUCGGUGUUGAACACGCUCUUCGUGCAUGGCAUGGAAAAGGACAAUGUACAGGUGAUGUCAUGCUGCUCAGUUUGCGACAGUGCUAAGUAAUACGGGACCCAUAGCAUGUAUCCAUUUCUAUGAGUCAGUGCACAAUUUAACACUGCGACGCUGUGCAUCCAUUCUCGUAGAAAGUGCUUUCAGCUUUUUACCAAGGUUCUUUGGAUUUCGCAACACCUCUUUAUGGUCGAACCCUUCAAAGCCUUUGUGUUGUCUGAAGGGCAAGUAUUCAAACAGUCCAAAUCCAUCGUUCUCAUCCACAAACAAUGCAACAUCUUGUUUGUAUACAUCCUCUGCUUUCUUCCUAGUUGGCGUCUUCAUGGAGACGAUCCCGGCAUCACUGAACAUGAUAUCCAGGUACCUACCAAAUGGUCCUGACAUCUUGGCACAUCUCUGCGCGUGUUUCUCAGUCACAUUUCCAUGAGCGAAGUCGAUCAUACCUGCAAAAAUUGAUACAGAAAAAAAAACAGUUAAAAUAUAAUUGUUGAGAAGAUCAAAUCAACCUUGAUUUAUAAUUGCAUAUCACGUCACCUACGCACAACGCAAAAUGCGUCAAACAUUGCAACUGACAUACCCUUGUAGUCCAUGUUAAUGUGCUCAGUACCAAGGUCCAUCCCUAUGUUUCCUCCGGGCUUGCCAGUGACAUUGAUGACUCUGUUCCAGAUCAAAUUGUUCCUGAUGUCAGAAGGAGCAAAUCCACCGAUACCUGAUGCCAUGAAAAAACAAUUUGCGAAAUCUAAAACCAACAUUUCACCAACAUGACCAAGGAAAUACUUUCUACUUUUCAAACCCCUCGUUCGAGGAUCAUUUCAUGAUGUUCAAAGGAUCGCAUGGGCACCAUCCCUUUAACGUUAACUAGCUAGGUCACUAUUAGUUUGAAUGCACAUGCCAUCAUUAUGACCGUUCAUCAGUAUACACUUUAUUAAUUGUGUGUUUGCCAGCGUCCUUCUUUCGGCAAAUGGCACAAAUCUCCUAUCUCUUAAACAAUGCUUAAUCUGUUUAUCCCCAAACUCACAAUAUGCACAUCCUGGAGGAUUCGUUGUCUAGUACACCUAAUCACAAAUGAAACGGACGUAUUCUAUGUGCAUUUCAAGUGGAAGUGGGUCUAAAAGAUGAUGUGAUGAUGUGGCACACAGAAUAUAUUUUUGGCACAUAAUAAUAAGUUUAUCGUGAGUGUCAUGAA
Molecule: messenger RNA, 2876 nt
Organism: Strongylocentrotus purpuratus (purple sea urchin)
Lineage: Eukaryota; Metazoa; Echinodermata; Echinoidea; Camarodonta; Strongylocentrotidae
Product: probable Werner syndrome ATP-dependent helicase homolog 1
Exons: 6
Coding region: 473-1744 (423 amino acids)
Biological process (GO): double-strand break repair via homologous recombination
Cellular component (GO): nucleus; chromosome; cytoplasm
Molecular function (GO): four-way junction helicase activity; nucleic acid binding; ATP binding
Source: RefSeq, a predicted model, not a curated record